CGAGUUACGGAGUACCUGGUUUCGAGUUUGGUAGCCGAACUUUCCAUCACCACUAUUACCGCCACACCUCCAUCACCUCAAUUCUGAGCACAACUUCCUGUGCUGUAUGUGCAAAUUACUCUUCCAUAUUUACGGAGUGUCGCCCGCGUAACCUGCUAUUCCGGCAGCAUGAGCGGACGGCUACUCGCCAUGGGCUUCUUGCCCUCGACGCGCCGCGCCGCCCUCCAGGCCGUACGUCAAUAUCACCGCCUUCCCGACGGCGGUCUGCUCCGAGCUGAUGCUGCGAUUCGAGCUAUGCGUCGCCGCAUGUUUUUUCCUGGAAACGCCUUUCAUAAUGCCGUCGCCGUUCGAAACGCCUCGUUUGCUCGACUUAUUCCCAAGCUGGUGUUGAAAUUCGCCCGAGUCCCCGCCAUGUUCGGCGGUCUGGCCAUCGGCACUUUCGCUUGGGUUCAAUACCAAGCUCAUCAACUCAGCAACAGCGCGUGGGACUUCGUCUCCAAGACAGCAGACGGUCUGUCCGACACAGCAGCGAGCUUCUACGGCGGUGCACGGGACGUCGCGGACCAAACGAAGAGAGGGUGGGAAGCCACGAAAGAACAAUUCGAAACCCCGGAAUGGCUCCUGAAGAUACUGCGAAUCCAUGAGGAUAUUGGAACAGGCGAGGGCGGAUCCGACGGGCCGGGAGGAGAACCACCUCGCCAAAGCAGAGCUGGUGCAGCCUUGGCUGUUGGAGCUGCCGCAGCCUAUGGGCACGAUCAGUCCUCCGAAGACGACUCCCGCGAGCCCCGAGAGGUUGCCAAGGACGAUCAGAUGAUGCUUCUGACCAAGAAGAUGAUUGAGAUCCGGAACAUGCUUCAGAAAGUCGGCCAGUCCAGCACCCUCACCCUUCCGUCUAUUGUCGUAAUCGGGUCCCAGUCGUCUGGGAAGAGCUCUGUGCUCGAAGCAAUUGUUGGCCACGAGUUUCUGCCCAAAGGCUCUAACAUGGUGACCCGGCGUCCGAUCGAACUUACUCUCGUCAACACCCCCGACUCGACAGCAGAAUAUGGAGAGUUUCCCGACCUCGGCCUGCGGCGUAUCACCGAUUUUUCUUCGAUCCAGAGGACCCUGACCGAGUUGAACAUGGCUGUUCCGGAUUCGGAGUGUGUCUCGGAUGAUCCUAUCCACCUGACUGUUUAUUCUCCCCAUGUUCCCGACCUCUCCUUGAUCGAUUUACCUGGAUAUAUCCAGGUAGUAGGGAAGAAUCAGCCUCUGGAGCUCAAACAGAAAAUAUCCGAGCUCUGCGACAAGUACAUACAACCACCCAAUGUCAUCUUGGCGAUAUCAGCAGCCGAUGUCGAUCUCGCAAACUCGACAUCCCUUCGGGCGAGCCGUCGAGUAGACCCGCGGGGUGAGCGUACCAUUGGCGUGAUUACAAAAAUGGACCUGGUCGAUGCGUCAAGGGGCGCUGCCAUUCUCGGGGACAAGCAGUAUCCUCUCCGGCUUGGGUAUGUUGGUGUCGUGUCUAGAGCGCCGCAAACCACUGGGUUGUUCAGGACGGGCCCUAGCAACCUUAUGUCGGCAAUAUCCAAGAACGAGAACGCAUUUUUCUCUGCUCACCCGUUAGAGUUCGGCGAGGGCUCCGGCGCAAACGUGGGCACCACGACUCUGAGGAAGAAGCUCAUGACGGUCCUCGAGCAGACCAUGUCGGCCAGUCUACAAUCAACAAGCGACGCCAUCAAGCAGGAGUUGGAGGAGGCGACAUACGAAUUCAAAGUUCAGUACAAUGACCGACCAUUGUCGGCCGAAUCCUACCUGGCCGAGAGCCUGGACGCGUUCAAACAUUCAUUCAAGCAGUUCACCGAGGAGUUUGGAAGAGCGCAGAUGCAUGAAAUCCUCAAGCGUGAGUUGGAUCAGAAGGUUUUCGACCUCCUAGCGGCGAGGUAUUGGAACAAGCCGAUUUCCGAUCUCUCGCCCGCUCGCCCAGAGCCGGAUAGCCUUGCCGACUUGCCUAGAGCUGAUCCGAAUUCACUAUAUUGGCGCCGUCAGCUCGACGCAUCUACUUCCGCUCUGACAAAGCUUGGUGUUGGCCGACUGGGGACUACCGUGGUUGCGUCAUCCAUACAAGCCCAAAUCGAUCGACUGAUAGGAAAGUCCGUGUUCGCGUCGCACCCUUUCGCUCGUCAGGCGAUAACGGAGGCUGCAUCGACUAUUCUGAACGAACGAUUUUACAGCACAAGUGACCAGGUUGAGAACUCCAUAAAGCCCUACAAGUUCGACAUCGACAUAGACGAAAGGGAAUGGGGCAAGGGCAGGGAACAUGCCGGAGUGUUGCUCAAGAAAGAAUUGCAGGAUUGUGAAACCGCCCUCAAAGGAAUCGAGGGUGCUGUUGGCGGCCGCAGGAAGUUGAAGGAGGUUAUGAACUUCGUGGAUAAGGCGCGGAAAGGCGACAUCGUGGUAGAGGGCGACGGACACAGCGGGGCUGGGGGCUUCAGUGCUGCCCUGCUAGCAAAAGGCCGAGAGGCGGCUUUCCUCCGCGACCGCGCCGACAUCAUCAAGAUGCGGAUGAUGGCCGUGAAGUCCAAGCAAUGUGCCAACUUGACGAACAAAUACUACUGUCCCGAGGUCUUCCUCGACGCCGUAGCGACGAAACUAGCCUCGACAGCCGUGCUCUUCCUUAACGUUGAGCUCCUCUCCGAGUUCUAUUACAACUUUCCGAGAGAGCUGGACCUCCGGCUCGGCCGACACCUGAGUGACGAGGAGGUCGAGAAGUUCGCCAAGGAGGAUCCCAAGAUCAGGAAACACCUCGAGGUUAUCCGGCGAAAAGAGCUCCUGGAGCUCGUUCUCGAGAAGAUGGAGAGUCUGAGACAGCUGGAGGGCCGGGAAAGGACACAGGACCAAGCGGCCCUGAAGGAGGACAAGGAUAGGGGCCGCUGGGGACUUUUCUAAGAGCACUACCAGGAGAGCUCUUACCUUAGUGGCUCCACUUUCUCUGUUCAUGUGUUACGAAUGGUUGGGUUCAAGGCGUUUUUAGGGGUUCCGGGCUAUUCGAGGUUGUGACCCGUCGUUCGCGCACGUUGCGCUUCUCUAUUCCUUCUCCAAUCCUCUAUGCCUCUCUUUUACUGUCACUUGCCCCUAGUCUACCAACUCUUUGGGGGGGAUACCAAAGGCCACACCGGCCUCAACUAUAACUAUAGUAGAUAGAACCAUGUACUUCCAGAUAUUAUACCCUGCUCGAUUGUUAUGCGG
Sodiomyces alkalinus F11 is the source of this 3225-nucleotide messenger RNA. RefSeq lists its product as hypothetical. The transcript is spliced from 3 exons. Gene Ontology annotation, molecular function: GTPase activity; GTP binding; microtubule binding. The record is from RefSeq and is a predicted model, not a curated record. The coding region runs from base 169 to 2925 and encodes 918 amino acids. NCBI's taxonomy places the organism in Eukaryota, Fungi, Ascomycota, Sordariomycetes, Glomerellales, Plectosphaerellaceae. Gene Ontology annotation, cellular component: microtubule; membrane; cytoplasm.